ACGCCGCUCCCAGCCGCCGAAGAAGAGCGCAGCCGCAGACAGCAUCGUCUCUUCCAGCAUCAUCAGUCAGUGUUCAGCCAUCACUUCUCCCCGGGCUUAACGAGCGCAAACAUACAUUGUGUUAUUACUCUUCCAGCUAAACGUGACAUUUGACACCAGCUCCUGCAGGAUGUCUGACAAGAGCGAGCUGAAGGCUGAGCUGGAGAGAAAGAAGCAACGAAUCGCCCAGAUCCGAGAGGAGAAAAAGCGAAAAGAAGAGGAGAAGAAAAAGAAGGAUGGACAUUCGAAGGGUUCAGUGGAGGCAGGCAGCGGCUCUGGCCACGAAGACUCUGACCUGGAGAGGAAGAGGAGGGAGGCCGAAGCUCUGCUGCAGAGUGUUGGCAUCACCCCUGAUGUACCACACGCUCAGCCCCUGAGGGUAGUAACAGAAGAUACAUGUCUGUUUCACUACCUAGUCCCCGCCCCCAUGUCUCCCUCCAACAAAUCAGUGGGCAGCGAUGCAGGAAGCCAGGAUUCUGGGGAUGGAAACGCAGGACCAAGGACAUUGCACUGGGAUCCUGACCCCUCUACUCUGCAACUCCACUCCGACUCUGAGCUGAUGGGGCGUGGAACUGUAAGACUUGGCAUGUCCAAAGUGACCCAGGUGGACUUCGUCCCAAAGGAAAUGGUGUCCUACUCCAAAGAAACACAAACACCAACCAAUGCUUCGUCACACGCUGAUCAAAAAGCAGAUGAGGAGGAAGAUGAGGAGAUAACUGUUCUCCUUCCAGCAGAGGACAUCCAGGAAGAGAAAGAUGAGCAGGGUGACCAUCAGGAGGAGGAUACUCCCAAAGAACUGACAGAAGAGGAGAAGCUGCAAGUUUUGCACUCAGAGGAGUUCUUGUCAUUUUUUGAGCGUGGGAGUAAAAUAGUGGAAAGAGCUCUUGCUGAGCAAGUGGACGUAUGCUUCGACUACAGCGGCAGAGAUUUGGAGGACAAGGAGGGUGACCUGCAGGCAGGAGCAAAGCUGGUUCUGAACAGACAGUUCGCUGAUGAGCGCUGGACUAAGAACAGGGUGGUCACUUGUCUGGACUGUUCCCCACAGUAUCCAGAGCUGCUGGUGGCGUCCUAUAACAACAACGAGGAUGCGCCCCAUGAGCCCGAUGGAGUGGCCCUGGUCUGGAACAUGAAGUACAAGAAGGCCACACCAGAGUACAUAUUUCACUGCCAGUCAGAAGUGAUGUCAGCUGGGUUUGCCAAGUUUCACCCCAAUCUGGUGGUGGGUGGGACGUACUCGGGACAAAUUGUGUUAUGGGACAACAGGAGCAACAAGCGCACCCCUGUGCAGAGAACCCCCCUCUCUGCAGCUGCACAUACACACCCGGUUUACUGUGUGAACGUGGUAGGAACCCAGAACGCCAACAACCUCAUCAGCAUUUCCACCGAUGGCAAAAUGUGCUCCUGGAGCCUCGACAUGCUGUCCCAACCCCAGGACAGUCUGGAGCUGGUGUUUAAACAGAGCAAGGCGGUGGCCGUCACUUCCAUGGCCUUUCCACUUGGCGAUGUGAACAAUUUUGUGGUAGGGAGCGAGGAUGGUUCUGUCUACACUGCCUGUCGCCAUGGGAGUAAGGCAGGGAUCACUGAAGUGUUUGAAGGGCACCAUGGUCCGGUGACAGGCCUCAGCUGUCACAGUGCUGGUGGACCUGUUGACUUCUCCCAUCUCUUCAUCUCCUCUUCUUUCGACUGGACUGUCAAACUCUGGAGCACUAAGAGUACACGUCCAUUGUACUCGUUUGAGGACAGUUGCGACUACGUCUAUGAUGCAAUGUGGUCUCCAACACAUCCCGCUCUAUUUGCAUGUGUGGACCUCGCUGGACGUCUGGACCUGUGGAACCUCAACAACGACACUGAGGUUCCCACUGCCAGUGUGUGUGUGGAAGGCUCUCCAGCACUGAACUGUGUCAGAUGGGCUCACACUGGCAAAGAGAUUGCUAUUGGGGACUCAGAGGGACGUGUAUUGGUGUACGACGUAGGGGAGCAAAUCUGUGUCCCCAAAGCUGAUGAGUGGACACGCUUCGUCAGGACGCUGGCGGAGAUCAACGAGAACAGAGAUGAAGCUGAGGAACUCGCCAAUGUGUGACAUUACAGACCCCUUCACUGACACUGCUCAUCCCUUUCUGUCCAGUACUCAAAGCACCUAUAGCACACUACAUGACAUUGUCAGAGGAGCUGAUCUAUGCUCUGGCCUUUGCACGCCCUGUAACCUGAUUCGGCCUGAGGAGUUGUGCAGAGCUAGAACAUUAGAUGGUUUUACUUGUUUCGUUUUUAAUGUGGUUUAUAGUGUCUUUAAGAGCGUUAGAGAAAACACUUGUAGGAACGAUGAAUGUGACGUGUAGCAGUAGCAACAACAGUUGCGUAUUUGACGUUGUCUAAAUGAAAGAGGAAGUAAUUCAUUCUAGCUUUGAUGACAUCCUCAGGGUCCAGAACCUACUCUUCUCCUGAGGCCUCAAACCGUUGAUCCUUUUUUUAAAUAUGCAAGCCUUUGUAAUUGCACCUUUUUUAUUACCAUUUUAAUGUUUUUACAUGUUUUAAUAUUUUCCGGAUAUGCUUGUGCACAUGCCUGGCAGCAGAGUAAGAAGACUCUAACUAAAGCUGACGUCCCUAUAUUCUCAGCAGCACUUAAAUUCCAAGACUACAACAGCUAAUGCUGUGCUUACACACGCACUCGCUGGCCUGUGCAGAAGUGUGUCAUUAUUGCUUUUUAACCACUAAAUAUUUAAUAUUUAUUCCAAUGGUUGCACCUAUUUAAAUAUUCUGUGUACUGUUUGAAAACCGCUGCUUUGUACUAAAAGGUUUAGUAGUACAUUAAUACUAAGCUUUUACCAGGAUAAAUCCUUGUAUCUUGAAUUUAUUGACUAGUAUAGUUACUUUAUUUCUGUUGAUGAGUAGGAAACGGUUACUUUACAGAUCCUCAAAACAAUUUCUAAUUAAAGUGGAGGACGGUAACAAGUUUUUAAAACAGAACUUCAAGUGGUUUUCAUUAUUUUCCUUUGCUAUCCAAAUGUUCAUUCCUUCCAUUUUGCAGCAGUCCAACCCGGCCAGGCUGCUCAAAAAUAAACAGCUUCUGUCAUUUUC
Molecule: messenger RNA, 3114 nt
Organism: Betta splendens (Siamese fighting fish)
Lineage: Eukaryota; Metazoa; Chordata; Actinopteri; Anabantiformes; Osphronemidae
Product: dynein, cytoplasmic 1, intermediate chain 2a-like
Exons: 17
Coding region: 170-2119 (649 amino acids)
Biological process (GO): transport along microtubule
Cellular component (GO): cytoplasmic dynein complex
Molecular function (GO): dynein heavy chain binding; dynein light chain binding
Source: RefSeq, a predicted model, not a curated record